Messenger RNA from Penicillium arizonense, 1713 nucleotides. RefSeq lists its product as uncharacterized. Gene Ontology annotation, biological process: regulation of DNA-templated transcription; response to xenobiotic stimulus. The coding region runs from base 1 to 1713 and encodes 570 amino acids. The record is from RefSeq and is a predicted model, not a curated record. The transcript has a single exon. Gene Ontology annotation, molecular function: zinc ion binding; DNA-binding transcription factor activity, RNA polymerase II-specific. NCBI's taxonomy places the organism in Eukaryota, Fungi, Ascomycota, Eurotiomycetes, Eurotiales, Aspergillaceae.
AUGUCCACAAUCAUUGGCAAGCGUAAGCGUGUAAGGAAGGCAUGCUUACCUUGCCACCAGCGCAAGCGAAAAUGCAAUGGGGAGUACCCUUGCGGCACGUGCACCACCUACGAAUAUAACUGCAGGUACGCCGACGACGACGCCACCAGCAGCACUGCGGGUGAAAGCGAGCACGCUCCACUCCUGGCCAAGCGCAUCAUUCAUGACAGCGGGAGUACUAUGACGAUCGGUGUCACCGCCGGAUCGCGCAGCCCGGACAGCCAAUGUUCAUCGUCAAAGAGUCCUGCCGUCGGGGCCGGCAUCUUCGACGAGCAGAAGUCCAGAUACACUGGAGCAUCGGCAGCCAUGGCCUUCCCGCACAUCCUGGGUGUGGCUCUUGGCUCCGACAGCCCUCCCAAGAUCAACUCGUUCGCGUACAACUUUGGGAUCCGCCCUGAAGAGGCUUCCAACGCGUAUGGCUUCCUAGGGAAACUAAUUUCGGAGGACAACCUCGCCUUCUACUCAAAUGUGUACUUCUCUGCAAUGGGCCCUAUCGGUGACUAUAUGGACCCAAGAAUUUACGCCCAACGAUGUCGCGAUUAUUAUCAUGGCUCCGGCAGCAACGCGGUCGCCUUUAGCGCCGUAGCUGCUGGCGUCGCUGCUUUCGGGUCGUUCCUCUCCACAGCCAGAUACCCGCGGGAGUCUGAUCUACUGCAGUACGCUAAAGCUAUUCUCGAUGAUCCUGGAUCUAUACGCAUGCUAAGCAUCGACCAUAUCGUCGCAUGGAGCAUGCGGUUAUUUUAUCUGCGGGCCACAACCCGCCCUAGUAAUGCUUGGGUCGCGUCGUGCACUCUUAUGCACCUUUGCGAAGUGGUCGGGUUACACAAAGAAGAGAAUAUUAAAAGGAUGGCGUCUGUCGCCGGCGCUGCUGCUGUUGGGCAUGAUGCGGAUCGGCUAAGGCGAAUUUUCUGGAUCUCGUGGGCCGGGCAUCAUAUGCUGUCGUAUGAGUACGAUCGGUCGGCUGUAACGUUUGGGGCCGUGACUUGUCAGGCCAUCAUCCCGAUACUGGGGUCCGUUGCCGACCAGUUCGUGCAAAUAGUCCAGAUCAUCCCGUCGCCUAACUCGCCGUUCCAGCUCGAAUGUCAGCCUCUAACACCGAGGGAGGAGCUGUUUCAGCGUCUCACGGCAUUGAGUAAACUCCGUUUCACUCAUCCGUUCCUAGUGGUGACGAAGGCGGACCUUGCGUUUUGUUUCUAUCGACGCAUUUAUCAGCUCAAGACAGGCAUAACGGACGAGAUAAUUCAACUCGUCAUUGAUAGCGGGAACGACGCAGUGAGAGCGGCUGAGCAGCUAGCCAACCAGGGCCGUCUAUUGUGGAACGUCAUAGGCAGCGUCUCCCAGUAUGUCUGUGUCUUGUUGGCCAUCGACACACCGGCCUCCUCCGCUCACAUCCCUGCUGCCUUUAAGGGAUUGGAAAAUCUUGUCAGGGCAAUGGACACAGGAUUGACCCGUCAGGCAUUGUCAAUAGCACGGCAUCUUCUCAGCCUCAAUAUAGCAAAGAAGCGAAAGGAGCUUAUGCAGCUGGAAGCCGUGGAGUCGGGCUACGAACCCUUCCAGGGGCAGCCGGAACCCGAGGCCAACGCCGCUUUUCCGGACAUUGGCUGGGGUACGGACUGGGAUCAGCUUCUCAUCGAGCCAUAUCUAUCGAUUUUCGGUCCCGACAUCCAGCUGUAG